Staurois parvus is the source of this 1170-nucleotide messenger RNA. NCBI's taxonomy places the organism in Eukaryota, Metazoa, Chordata, Amphibia, Anura, Ranidae. The record is from the annotation of a GenBank genome assembly.
AUGAGCCCUUUGCGCAUCAGUGUGGGUGGCCUUCCCGUUCUGGCCUCCAUGACAAAGACUGCAGACCCCCGUUUUAGGCCACGCUGGCGUGCCAUCUUGCUCUUCGGGGUGGUCUUGGCGCUGCUCCUACUGCUGCUAUGCUUCCACCGGUCUACGUAUGCCCGCACUGCAGUGCCCAACGCCCACAACUGGCGGUUGGUCCAACCUCUAGCAGGAGAACUUUAUAACGACACCUACCCUCUCACCCCUCCCCAGAGGUUGCUGGACGGACUGCGCUACCAGAUCGCCAUCAUCGCUGACUUGGACACUGAGUCUCGCAGCACCAAAGACAGCACGUGGUUCAGCUACCUAAAGAAAGGCCACUUGACCCUGUAUGAUAGCGGGGACCGGGUUGAAGUGGAAUGGGACAAGGAAAACACAGUCCUAGAGACUCACUUGGCGGAGAAAGGACGUGGGAUGGAGCUCUCUGAGUUAAUAGUGUUCAAUGGGAAGUUAUACUCGGUGGAUGAUCGCACCGGGGUGGUCUACCGGCUGGAAGGGAGCAAGGCAGUGCCAUGGGUUAUACUUACAGAUGGUGAUGGCACAGUGGAUAAAGGUUUUAAGGCGGAGUGGUUGGCAGUAAAGGAUGAACUUCUGUAUGUGGGUGGACUGGGGAAGGAAUGGACCACAACAACGGGGAAGGUGCUGAAUGAAAACCCGGAGUGGGUGAAGGUGGUUGGACCCCACGGGGAUGUUCGUCACUAUAGCUGGGUUUCCAAUUACAACUCGCUGCGAGAAGCUGCUGGGAUUCAUCCACCAGGUUACUUGAUCCACGAGUCCGCUGCUUGGAGCGACUCUCUGCACAGCUGGUUCUUCUUGCCCCGUCGGGCCAGCAAAGAAAGGUACAGCGAGAAGGAGGACGAGCAGCGCGGUACCAACAUCCUGUUACGCGCUUCGGCCGACUUCGCGGACAUUACCCUCUCCCACGUGGGCACCCACAUACCCACCCACGGCUUCUCCUCCUUUAAGUUCAUCCCGGGCACAGAUGACCAGAUCAUCGUGGCCCUAAAAUCGGAAGAGAAUAACGGCCAAGUGGCCACCUACAUCACCGUCUUCAUCCUUGACGGCCGAGUGCUCCUUCCUGAGACAAAGAUCGGGAAUGUGAAAUAUGAAGGAAUCGAGUUUAUAUGA